CCUGCUUGCUGCUGUUUUCUCCUUACUCAAGGGUAGGAAUGUGUGGGUCAGUGGAGGCCUCAGCCACCCUUAACCACCAAUAUAUCAAGCUGCUCUCAGGCCUGAUAACCCCUAGGAUCUAUGGUCUCAGCUGGGACAGCUGGAGAGCUUCAGAAAACAGUCUGUUUAAAUGUAAGAGCUAUUGGCAAGUAUGCAUUUAUUGGUUCUUUUGGGAAGGACGGGAUCCAGAAGCAUCUCAUGUGUGUCCUGAAAUGAAUCUGAAUUGGUUAGAAUGUGUCUUUUUAAAAUCAGCUAGAUUUUUAAAAUAGUGUGACUCUGUUUUGACGUUUCCCAGGCCUACAAGGAUGGAAACUGAUUACCUGAAGAGGUGUUUUGGAAACUGCCUGGCCCAGGCACUCGCCGAGGUGGCAAAAGUUCGGCCCAGCGACCCCAUAGAGUACCUGGCUCACUGGCUUUAUCAUUACAGGAAAACCGCUAAAGCAAAAGAAGAGGAGAGGCAAGAGAAGAUCCAGGUGAAGGGACAAGAUGAUAAUCACCCCAAAGAAAGAGAAGUAACAGAAAUGCUAAAGCAAGAAGAGUGUUGGAUUCCACAGAGGUGUGAAAAGUAUCCCGAGGUAGGAAGGAGGAGCUCAGCCCUGGGCACACGCAUCCCAGGAUGAACACCAGGACAUCCACAGUCACUGAUUUCUGUAGCUAGUUCCACAGAGAAGACCAUAGUCAUGCAGGAGAAUGCAAAACCCCUUGAGAAGGAGGCCUUGAAGCAGGAAUCCCUGCCAGGUACUUCCAAUAUGAUUCCAGGAAUGCAUCAACAGAUUUCUUCAGAGCCAUCUGGCUAGACUGACUGGAACGUCACAACUCCACAGGAAAUAAAUUACUAGGCUUUUCAGGAUGAAAUUGCCCAAAUGCAUUCUGGCUCCAAGUCUCCUUCUUAGGUUAUCAAAAGAUGGAU
This is a messenger RNA of Ceratotherium simum simum (southern white rhinoceros), 949 nucleotides long. The record is from RefSeq and is a predicted model, not a curated record. Lineage: Eukaryota; Metazoa; Chordata; Mammalia; Perissodactyla; Rhinocerotidae.